This is a messenger RNA of Effrenium voratum, 1734 nucleotides long. Lineage: Eukaryota; Dinophyceae; Suessiales; Symbiodiniaceae. The record is from the annotation of a GenBank genome assembly.
AUGAAGCACCAGCUGGAGAGUCGGCUGACCGAGGUUCUCUCAUGCCUGAGCAGCCGCUGCAUGGAAAGCCCCACCAUCCAGUUCCAGCCUGUGCCGCUGCAAGGCAGCAAGGCAGCGUCAAAGAAGGCAUCCGGAUCUUCCUGUCCUCCGCCGGCCUUUUUGCUGAAUGCGGAGGCCCCAAUUCUGCAGGAGACCUUCCAGCACAACGGAAUGAUUCCGACUCUUUGCAGCGACUACGUGAUCCAGUGGUCGGGCCCAAAUAUUCGGGAUGCCGUGUAUCAGAGCAUGAUGGAGUGGCAAAGAAUCAACCACUUCCCAGGCUCUACGGAGCUGACACGGAAAGACCGGUUGUGGAUGCACUUUGCGCAGAUGGCAAAGAGUUACGGCAAGGGGUGCUUCGACUUUGUCCCGGAGACGUACGUUCUCCCGGACCAGUUCGACUCCUUCUUGACUUGCUAUCAGCGAUCAAGGUGCACUUGGAUCGUGAAGCCCAACGCCUCCUCCCGGGGCAGAGGCAUCUUCUUGCUGAGCGACCUCUCCGAGCUCCCGCUGGACGAGACGGUGGUUGUGUCCCGGUACAUUGACGACCCACUUCUCAUUCAGGGCUUCAAGUUUGACCUCCGGGUCUAUGUCUUGGUGACGUCCUACGACCCCUUGAAGGCCUACAUCUACCGGGAGGGUUUGACUAGGUUCGCCUCAGCGCCCUACAGCACCAAGGGCGAACACAUCCAGGAUGCCUUCCGACACCUCACGAACUACUCCAUCAACAAGAACUCCGAGUCCUUCGUCGAGAACAGCGACAUGCGAGCAGACAACGUGGGCCACAAAUGGAGUCUCUCAGCCCUGAACAAGCACUUGCGCUGCGUGGGGGUGGAUGUGAAUUUGAUGUGGGCCCGGAUCAACGACCUGAUCGUGAAGACCCUGCUCUCCGUGGAGCCCUCCAUUAGCAGCCGGACUCGGCAAGUCACAGGCAGCCGGGAGAACUGCUUCGAGCUCUACGGCUUCGAUGUCUUGGUGGACAACGACUUGAAGCCUUGGCUGCUGGAGGUGAACUUGAGCCCCAGCAUGCAAGCUGAGUCGCCCUUGGACUGGCAGAUCAAGAGCUCCUUGUUGGCGGAUACCUUCAACAUCGUGGGAGUUUGCUCCAAUGAGCGGCCUGCGCCAAAGCCGAACGACCGGAUGCGGGCCUCUUACUCCCAGCCCUGGAAGGCAGCAGCGAGCCCCAAGAAAGAGGAUUUCCCGGUGGAUGAGACUCACGCGCCUUUGGUGCUGAACGUUCUCUCGGACGCCAAUCUCAAGAUGCUGGCGAAGGCGGUCGGCGAGCGCAGCAGGUGCAGAAACUUUGUGCCCCUGUACCCGACCCGAGCGGCUGUCAAGCGCUACGGCAUCAUUACAGAGGCCCGAGCGCAGCAACUGGCGGUGCCGCGCAUGGGCCCGCUGACAGGGGCCAAUCGCUGUGUCUCGCAGUCCCAGAUGCUGGCCUCGAUGCUCUACGGGCCCUUUCCACGAAGGUCAGCCAUUGAGGUCCGGAAUGUGGGUGCGCCUUUGGAGGUUUCCAGCCAGAUCUUGGACGAGAAUUUGGCGGAGACCCCUGAGAAUCGCGACACCAGUCCCGUCAGCUUGGUGCCGGACUUGGACAGUGUGCUGCAAGCCUCAAGCCCAAUAUCUUUCAAGGACUGCCCUGGCCCGCCUUCUUCGCCAAGCCCCUGCCCAAGGUGGUGGAUCCUGCGCUGA